AUGAUUAAGAGUAUGAACACCCUUCUAAUGUCGUUAAUGUUUAGGUUUUUCAGUAAAUUAGCUGAUCUUGCCUUCCUGUUGUUGUGGUUUUUUUGGUGUUUGGCAAACUUCGCUUUUUUUUUCCUUCGGGAGAAAAUAACUAGUUUCUUUUCGUCUCCUUGGCUUGUUGUGGGCAAUAAAAUUGUCAAGAUUGACAAUGUCUGUGUCCGUUGGGGUGAUGAUGAUGCCUUGAUUGCUCACAUCAGAUGUCUCGCGGUUGAGCGUUCGUCUUCUCGCGUUUGUGCUCCUCCUGUCGUUUCCGUGUCUCGUCCGGAUGUUGUUUCUUCCCCUGUCGUUCAGGAUACGAAACUUCUUCUCCCCUUGGCUUCUCCUUCCCUCUUGCAAAAAACAGGGUUCGGCUGCUACAGCCUUGAUUGCGUUUGUGUUCUCGGUUCCCCCUGUCUUGCUCCUGGCGUUGCGCCUUCUCCCCGCCCACCUCACCACCCUAAAUCCCAUGUUCCUGGCUUUGCUUUAGUUUGUGAAGCUAUAAGCCAGGCAUGGGUACAAGAGUACGCUGCGCUUCUUGUUUCUUCUGCGGUUUCUUCCCCAAUUGGGGAUAACGCACAUUUCGCGGUUUCUUCCCCCUCUGGGGAUAACGCGAUCCCAGCGGUUUCUUCCCCGUCUGGGGAUAACGCUGGGAACUCGGUUGGUGUUGCGGCUUCUGUCGUUGUUCCGAGUCCUCUCGGCCCUUUCACUUCUUCGUCUGUUCUCGCGGGAUCUCCUGCCACUGCUGGUGUUCCCUCCCCGGGUUUUUCUUCUUUUGGUUUGUCGUCUGUUGGUUUGUCGACUCCGGUGUUGUUGUCUCCUGCUUUGGGAUCUGCAGCUCUGCCUUCUGUCGGAUGCUUGUCUGCUGGUUCUUCUUCUGCCGGUUUUUCGUCUGCUGGUUCGUCUUUUGCUGGUUUGUCGUCUGCCGGUUUGUCCCCUGCGGCUUCGCUUUCCUCUGGUCUGCCUUCUCCCCGUCUGGCUUCUGCUAGUGUUCUUUCGACUUCUUUGUCUUCUCCCGGUUUGGACACUUGUGGUUUUCCCACUGCCGGUUUGAGCUCUCCUGGUUCGGCCUCUGCUGGUUCUGCCUCUGCUGCAGCUGCCUCUGAUGGUUCUGCCUCUGCUGGUUCGCCCUCUGUUGGUUCUUCCUGUGCUGGUUCGCCCCCUGUUGGUGUACCUUCUCCGCUUCCUUCUCCGUUCUUCCGCGGGGCUUUCGCUUCUCCGGAGUUACUUCCUCUUCCGUCUGUUCUCUCUCGCCUUCCGCCAUUAGAGGAUGAUGUUUUAGGCGGUAAACGCAAAACUCCCUCUCCUUCCCCCGCCACAUCUCCACGGGUAAAACCCGUAUCCUCUCCCUCCCAUCAACCAUCUUCUCCUCCUGGAGAAACCACAUCUUUUGUGGUAGAUUAUUCUGGUGUGUUGACCCCUCCUCGCGUGAUUGCCAAACCCAGGCUCUCACGCCCAAACAAACCAAAACAACAGGGGGAAUCGAAGUUGCUCUUUUCUCUUGAAGAGGAAAAUGAUUGUGGGCCCGGGGAGCCAGAUACAAAGAGAUUCCGCUCGCGGGAAUUGUAG
This is a messenger RNA of Mucor mucedo, 1593 nucleotides long. RefSeq lists its product as uncharacterized. NCBI's taxonomy places the organism in Eukaryota, Fungi, Mucoromycota, Mucoromycetes, Mucorales, Mucoraceae. The record is from RefSeq and is a predicted model, not a curated record. The transcript has 2 exons. Bases 1 to 1593 code for a protein of 530 amino acids.